CGCCUGAACAUCAGGACGACCUCAGCUAAAGAGACUAUUAGCAUAAGUAUAAUAUCAACAUAUCCAGAAAAUUCACCCGUUAUGAUCACAACAGCAACGGAUAUAAAGAUUGUAGAUGAUACUCUGACAGACGAAGCAAAGGAUAUGCAUAAACUCACAAAAGGGAUCGAGUCGGUGCGUUUAUCGUCUUCCGCUUCCGAUGGAGAUUUGAAUCGAUCAACAGUUUCGACGUUUUCAGCCGAUAAAGAUAACCAUAGCAAUAGCAGUAGCUUACAAAAAGCAUAUAAAGCUCUUUACGAAGUAAUUCAGUUCCCAUUUCUUUAUAAGGAUUGGAUUUCUCAACUCAAUAUUGAAUGUCCAAAGGGCGUUCUUUUAUACGGCCCACCUGGUGUUGGCAAAACAUAUCUCGUAACAUCGCUGACCAAAGAAUGUCAUGGGAAACUAUUCAUCAUACAAGGCCCAGAAUUAUAUGGAUCCUUUAUUGGUGAAAGUGAAGAGAGACUACGAAAGAAAUUUACCGAGGCAAGAGACUAUGCGCUAGAAAACCAAGAAACACCCGUUAUUUUGUUCAUUGAUGAAAUUGAUGCUUUAACACCAAAACGAGAUAAUGCUCAAUCACAAGAGAAUAGAAUGGUAGCUCAACUUUUGACUUUGAUGGACGGUAUGCAGUCAAGAGGGAAGUUGAUUGUCAUAGGUGCGACUAAUCGGCCUAAUUCCAUUGAUCCAGCAUUACGACGACCUGGAAGAUUUGACAGAGAAAUUCAUAUGGAACCACCGCAUGCAGAUGACAGAGCUGCUUUGAUUAAAGCACAGUUUGACACAAUACCAGUGGAUUCCUCGGUAGAUAUUGAGUCAUUGUCCUCAAUGACAACUGGGUUUGUUGCAGCUGAUAUCAACGCAUUAGGCCGAGAAGCUGCUAUGGCUGCAAUACAAAGGACUAUCCAUCAACCAGAACAAGAUGUGCGCGUUACUAUGGCAGAUUUCAAAUCAGCAUUAGCAGUUGUCGGACCAUCUAUGCAAAGAGGUUUCCAAGUACAAGUUGAGAAAACAAGAUGGGAAGAUGUAGGAGGUUUAGAUGAAGUGAAAAAGGUGAAUUAUAAUAAUGACAUUAACGAAGCGAGAAUGAAAGCGCUGAUACAAAAACUAUCUGAUCUAUGUCAACAGAAAUUGAAGCAAGCUGUUGAAUGGCCACUUAUCUAUAAAGAAUCGUUCAAAAGGCUCGGUUUGAAACCGCCUAGAGGCAUUCUGCUCUAUGGUCCACCUGGUUGUAGCAAAACCACACUUGUGAAAGUGAUUGCUUCCUCCAUCAAUGUUACUUUUCUAUCUAUCAAUGGUGCACAACUCUACUCACCCUUCGUAGGAGACAGUGAAAAAAUAAUUCGUACAACUUUUCAAAAAGCGAGAGCAUCAGCACCAUCGAUUAUAUUUUUGGAUGAAACAGAAGCUAUUGUUGGUAAAAGAAACAUGGGGAACGGUGGUUCAUCUGGCGGUGAUAGCGUCCAAGAAAGAGUGCUUUCAACUCUUCUGAAUGAAAUGGAUGGUGUGGAAAGCGCUACUUCCGUAUUGGUCAUAGGUGCAACAAACAGACCGGAUAUGUUGGACGCUGCUUUAAUGAGGCCGGGUCGAUUCGACCAAGCAAUUUAUGUUGCUCCACCCGACGAACUGGCAAGAUUAAAUAUUUUGAGCAUUCAUACAAAGAGGAUGCCGUUAGCAGCUGAUGUUGACCUUGCAGAUAUAGCUAAACGAACAAACUAUUACACAGGUGCUGAUCUACAGAAUUUGUGUAGAGAGGCGGCUAUGGAGGCGUUGAGACAGACUCAGCAUUUAUCUGUAGAAAAUAGUGAUAGGACUAUGACAGUAACAAUGUCGGAUUUUAACAGUUCGAUAGCUACAAUUCCUGCCUCUCUUAACGAGGAGUUAGUGAAAAUGUAUAGUAAAAACCCUCACGGUUCUAAAGAGCAGUAAUAAUCAAAUCAAUAUGCUUUUGGAUGAAGGGGUUCUCCUACAUAUUCUAAACAAUAAUGGGCAUUUCCAUUUAAAGAUUUGUCAUGAGGCGACUUAAAAAACCGAGUAUAAUUUCUAUGGCAUUGUGGAGACGGUUUUUACAUCUCUUCAAGAGAAAAAGUAACAAUUGGGCGAAUUGCACCACUGUAUUUCCUGUUCUUUCUAUCAGGCAGUGAUAUAGUUGUCGAUUGAGCAAAAGAAAUAUAAACAAGACAAAUUUUUAAGUAUUAUAAGCAAUCCUUAUUGGGAAUAUGAGCAAGAUAGAAAAAGAAAAAUAAUGAUUCCCGUGAAUCUACUGCUGCUGCACUUAAACUAUGAUCAUGGAAUGGCUUACGACCGAGUUCACCAUUAACAUUUCACUUUUCUAUUGUAUCGCUUCGGUUUUCCAUCUCCCCUUUUGUCGAAUUUAAUUUCAAAACGACAAUUCCCGUCUUGAUUGGCGAGUUUUAGG
Molecule: messenger RNA, 2455 nt
Organism: Mycotypha africana
Lineage: Eukaryota; Fungi; Mucoromycota; Mucoromycetes; Mucorales; Mycotyphaceae
Product: P-loop containing nucleoside triphosphate hydrolase protein
Exons: 7
Coding region: 82-1965 (627 amino acids)
Molecular function (GO): ATP hydrolysis activity; ATP binding
Source: RefSeq, a predicted model, not a curated record